Schizosaccharomyces octosporus yFS286 is the source of this 834-nucleotide messenger RNA. Its product is annotated as ubiquitin-protein ligase E/phosphatidylinositol(3)-phosphate binding protein. The coding region runs from base 1 to 834 and encodes 277 amino acids. The transcript has a single exon. The record is from RefSeq and is a predicted model, not a curated record. Lineage: Eukaryota; Fungi; Ascomycota; Schizosaccharomycetes; Schizosaccharomycetales; Schizosaccharomycetaceae. Gene Ontology annotation, molecular function: metal ion binding.
AUGAAUGAAAAUGAGUCAGCUUAUCCGCCUGCCUUGUGUCAGCUAUUGAUAGACACUCCCGCCGCAGAAUGGCAGGCAGAUGAAGAUGUUGUUUCUUGUACUCAGUGUGGAUCUUCUUUUAACUGGUUCCGACGAAAACACCAUUGUAGAUGGUGUGGAAAGGUAUAUUGUGCCAAUUGCUCAAAUUAUACUUCUGAACUUCCUUCAGUGAGUGUAUCUACCGAUUCAUCAAAUCGACUGAUGCUUUUUGACGAAGAGUUUGAUGGUGUCGAAGACGAUGUUACAAACACUUGUCAAACAGAGCCUAUGUGGUGCACUGUCCGUGUAUGCGAAAACUGCUUUCAUCAAUUGUCAGAGCUGAAAACUCUUGAUAUCCCUUUUCCCAUACCCACCUGUAUGGAUGGUGAAUCUUCUCCUCCUGUUUUAGCUUAUACCCGGUUUCCACCGCCCCGUGCUGAAGGCUAUCCUUCAACAGAUGAUGCUCACAACUCUGACGACAUGGUAGAAUGUCCAGUUUGCUACAUAGCUCUUUCAAAGUUUAAAUCACAAGAAGAAAGAGAAGAGCAUAUAGCUUCUUGCUUUAAUCGUGACGGGUCUUCCCCUCCAAACAUAAAGGAGUUUUUGAAACACGCUCGACGGUAUAUCAGUGUUCAAAUUACGGAGAACUCUCCUUGCGUUGGUGAAGAGUGUAUAGUAUGUUUUGAAGAAUUUUCUCCGGGAGACAAAGUUGCGCGAAUUGAAUAUUGCUUAUGUAUGUUCCAUUUAAAAUGUUAUCGCGAUUGGCUAAGUACAGGCGCCGCCGGAUGCCCUGUUCAUGCUGCUACCCUUCACUAG